UCGGGAGCCGGGUUCAGUUAGCUGUCAUCUGCGUAGAAGGGAAGGACAUGACAUGGACAGAAAUUUUCCGGUGUACAGUUAUACAUGCGUAGUAGCUUGUUAAAAGCAAAGAAGUAUCGUUUUGGGGUGGUAUUUUUUUAAGUGACAAAGUUAGCAGUUUCUUUGGUGUUGAAAACGCAUUGGCUAGCUAGCAGGCUAACUAGCUCUUAACUUGCUGUAACUGUUUAAAGGGAGUUCAAACAGAAAGCCUCCUCAUGGCGUUAAUCCUUUUGACGAGGUCCCGGGCACCUUUAAUGAAAACAUCCAGGUCGUUAAAGAACGAGUUCAGGAAAAGUAAAGGGAAAGUACAAGAUGGUGUCUGUUUCAACUGCACAGCGCUCAGACUCUCCAGUCAAAAACUUGAUGGGCUCCGACUGGGCAGUUUGUUCCAGGUGUCUUCCUCCGGCCCUUCCCUACUCUUGUCAGAUGGAUACGUGGGCGCCAGCCAGAGCCCGGAGUCACAGCGCCUCCACUUUGCUUUUAUGUUGGGGGCCUCCUCUCCAUCGUACCCCGCCAUCACAACAGGGCCCCAGUGGAUGUUAGCCCGACCACAGGACAUCCGCGGCGUGAGGUGGAUACACACCUCGAGGAGGAGAUGGGACGACUCCAAGGUGGAGAAGUCCCUGCGCAUAUUAAAGGACAAGAAAAAGACGAUGGAGGAAGGCGGGCCGGUGUACAGACCGACGCAGGAUUCAGAGCGUGUGAGGAGGUCCGUCCGACAGUGGAUUAUAGACGAAGUCAAACACUACUACCACGGCUUCAGGCUGCUGUGGAUCGACACCACCAUCGCUGGGCGGAUGCUGUGGAGGGUACUGAACGGACACCCGCUGUCCCGCCGAGAGAGGAGACAGUUCCUCAGAACAUGUGCCGACGUCUUCAGGCUGGUGCCCUUCCUGGUGUUCAUCAUCGUCCCCUUCAUGGAGUUCCUGCUUCCUGUAGCUCUGAAACUCUUCCCCAACAUGCUGCCGUCCACCUUUGAGACAAAGUCAAAGAAGGAGGAGAGGUUAAAAACGGAGCUGCGAGUCAAACUGGAGAUGGCCAAGUUCUUGCAGGACACCAUCGAGGAGAUCGCUCUGAGGAACAAAGCGGACCAGGGCAACGUGACGGAGGAAUUCUCCACGUUCUUCCAGAAGAUACGGGACUCCGGGGAGCGACCCAGUAAUGAGCAGAUCAUCAAAUUCUCCAAACUGUUCGAGGAUGAGCUGACCCUGGACAACCUGACCCGGCCCCAGCUGGUGGCUCUGUGCCGGCUGCUGGAGCUCCAGUCCAUCGGGACCAACAACUUCCUCCGCUUCCAGCUCAUCAUGAAGCUCAGGGCCAUCCGUGCAGAUGACAAGCUGAUAGCGGAGGAAGGGGUGGAGAGUCUGAACGUGAACGAGGUGCAGACAGCCUGUCGUGUCAGAGGCAUGAGAUCUCUCGGAGUCACAGAGGAACGACUGAGAGAGCAACUCGUCCAGUGGUUGGAGCUGCAUCUGAAGCAGCAGAUCCCCACCUCCCUGCUGCUGCUGUCCCGAGCCAUGUUCCUCCCUGACACCCUGUCCCCCGCCGACCAGCUGAAGACCACCCUGCAGACGCUGCCCGAAGUGGUGACUAAGGAGGCCCAGUCGAUGAUGGCAGAGAUGGAGCGCUCUAAAGUGGACAAUAAGGCGAAGCUGGAGACGACGCUGAAGGAGGAGGCAGCCAUACGCCAGGACAACAAGGACCGGGAGGAGGAGAGGCUGGCCGACGCUGCAGAGAAAGCUGCCAGGGACGGGGAGGAGUUUGAAGUGGAGCUGGUUAAAGCUGACAAAGCGGAGACACUGAGGGAUACAGCGCCGGUCAUUGAACCAGUCAAGUACGGACAGUGGCAGACAUUCCUGCGCUACCAGGGUGAGGAGAUCACCAAAGAGGAGAUCGACCUGCUGAGUAAUGCGUGCUGUAAGCUGAAGGGCCAGAAGAGGCUGCUGACUCUGGAGAAGGAAGAGCUAGAAGACCUGAAGGACGACGUCCAGGAAUACAACGAGGAUCUGGAAGAGAUAAAGAAGGAGCUCUCUAAGACCGGCCAAGAGAAGGCUCUGCAGGAGUCGAAGGCGAGCCAGCGUCUGUCGAAGCGAGUGAACCGAAUGAUCGGUCGCAUCGACAAGAUCAUCGGAGAGCUGGAGAAGGACAAGGUCAUCCUGGACGGACAGAUGGAGAGUGGAACAAUCCCACCUGUCGGAUUAUUCUUUAUUAAACAUAGGGAUGCUGAAAGGGAGAACCUCAUCAGCAUCGACGAGCUGAUCGGCGUCAUGCGGCAGAUCAAGAACAUUCCCGAGCACAAGCUGCAGAGCAUCGCCGAGUCGCUCGACGACAACAAGGACGGGAAGAUCGACAUCGACGACGUCAUCAAGGUGGUGGAGCUGAUCGACAAGGAGGACAUCGACAUCUCAACCUCUCAGGUGGCGGACAUCAUGGUGAUGCUGCAGAAGGAGGAGAAGCUGAUAGAGAAGGAGAAGGCCAAAGAGAAGGCUGAGAAGGAGGCAGCCAGUCUCAACAACUAACUUUUUCCAUGAAGACACAUAGCGCUUGUAUAAAUAUAAAGACCACCGACUGGUUCCCGGUCACAGAAAACUCUGGACGGCAGAUCCAUGUGGACGACUCGACAGAGAGAGAGAGAGAGAGAGAGAGAGAGAGAGAGGUAACCGCUGCCUUCUCAGAAUGUCAUUUCAUCCUAAAUUAAGGUCCUGAAAUUAAUAUAAAAAAAUGAUAAAAGAAGGCAAAUUGUCUUUAAAAUGCACAAAAUCGAACGUGAUAAUGUUAAACCUUUCUGUACUAAUCAUGUAAUAUAUGUGGAUUAUAUGUAAUAUAUCUAUCAAUGAGGUGCUGAUAGAGGGAACACAAAGAUAUGGGUAUUCUCUCAGCGUCAGAGAUGGCAAAGACAAUGAUGUUUGGAUAAAUGAUAUUAGGAAGAUUAUAGUUUAAAGCUUGAGGUGAACCAUCUUGCCUUUUAUUCCCUUCUCCUCAUCAUCUCAGAGAUCAUUUCUGGACUCAGCCAUCAUCAUUACCAUCAUCAUUUAUUUAUUUUCCUCUUUUGAUUUUGUUUUAUUCAUCAUGCUCUCAUAUUGUAACCUUUUGUUCUUUUAUCUUUGAAUUGUACUUGCACAGAGUAGCUUUUUGCUUGCUAUAGGGUAGUAUGGUGGCUGCUAACGAAUAUAUAAUCACACAGAAUCAUCAAAAACAUUAAAUCCGGUCUGAGAUUAAAGGGUUCAAUUAAAAAAAUGCUAAUUAUCCAAUUGAAUAAUACAAAAAUCAUCAUUCCCAGUAAAUCAUAAUUCUUGUGUUGGAUGUUAAUGACUUAAUUAGCAUCAAUAUUAAAAACUGCUGUACUGGAUUUUAUUUUUAUUUUGUACUCCAAUACUUAUAGCACUGCUCUUCGUAGCCAUUCUUGUUUAUUUUUCAAUAGACCUCUGUUAAAUGCCAAAGUUGCACUGUAGCACAUUUAAUAAUAGAUAUUUUUUUGAUUCCUAAAACCAACAAACAAACAAAGCCGUUAAGACUGACUUAUUUUUCUCAGCAGUUGAAAUAUCAGUCGGUUGUUUCUGUGACGAGGAGAAAAGUGUUUAUUAUAUUUAGUUUUUUAUAGUUUUCUGUCUUAGAAAGUUUUGUGAGUUGUUUGGAGGUUGUCUGAUCGGGAACUAGUUAAUUUUCCGCUCAUGAGUCGCGUGAUGACCUGUAAUCCUGACCUCCAUAGCUUGAUUACUAAGUGGCCUUUGCUUGACAGAGAUAUUAUGGAUCACAUUCUGCUAUGUAUUUUAUUUUGAGUACUAUAAAGUAGAGCUCUGAUGGUCCUCACUGAGGAUUUACUUGACGUAGUUUGGGCUGAAAGAGGCUUGAGUUGUAGUUGAAGGUGGUUAGAGGCACAAACUGAGUCCACUGUUUAUUGAAUAUGUGCAGAAUGAAUGCGUGUGGAUCAGAAAUAACGACAACGUGAUUUCUGAUAAUAAUCCAAACUGCUGAGCUUUACAUCCAUAUUCCACUGUGUUCACACUGCAAGCAGCCCGGUCAUUGCGCUGUAGACAACAUAUUUAAAUAAUUAAUAUUGACUUAGAUUUUAUUUGAUAUGCUUUGUAUAAAAGUCAAAUCUAAAGUCAAACAUUUUUUGAAAAAUCACAACAAGCCAAGAAGACGCUUCCAAGUUAUACACCCAUAAUCAUGGUUUGGAUGCAAUUUACGAUCAGAUAAAACAUAGAAAUAAUUAAAUACUCUUACUUUAGAACCUAAAAUCAAUAAAGUUCAGCCUUUUUUGCUUAAUAAAUAAUAUUUUACUAGGAAUACAUUUUCAAAUUUGAAGUAUCUGCCAAUUGGCUCCUUGUUUAAUCGAAAUACUUCCAGCACGAGUUUAAAAACCAACAUUUAUCAAUGCAAAAAGCUGCAAUUGCAAACUCUGCAAACAACAAUUUUCCAGCUUAACUCACCACUGAUAAUGAGUACUGGGAGGCUUUGAAUGAUUGUGAUGAGUUUCACACAGAUUUUCAAGGAAUAUCUGUUGUUUAUGAAUUCAAAUGGUUGUAAAAACAAAGAAAGGUUGCUCAGAAGGAAAUAAACACACUUCCCCUGAGUGGUUUGUCCAGUUGCUCGCAGUGUGAACCCACAUUAAAGGGAAGAUGUAGUGUUGGGCAGUCUGUGGUGGAACAAACACUCCUCCAGGGUAACCAGAGAGGAGCUCAGGUGUAAACGUUAGGAGACAAAGUGCUGCUUGAGAUAGCGCGGAGAGGACGGCGCUUCAUGUAAUCUGUUCCCGGAAUCCGCUGUCAUAUGUGUGCUUGAUUUAGAGCUCGGCGGUGCUCUGUCCCGGGUCAGACCCAGCGCUGCAGUCCCUCUGAUGGGUAAACACUCGCCCCAUACAUGGGCCACAGCCAGCUCUUCUGGAGGGUUGUGUUUGGGUUAGAGACGAUCCGCCGGGACAUGGCAUGCUCUCCGCCGCAUAAAUCAGCCGCCGGUGUAAACACGCCGCAGGAACGUUGUGACAACUUCUCGAUACGCUUGGCAGCAGAGAGGGGUGUUUGUGGUCGGGUUCAGAGGAGUGUGUACGUCAGCGGCACUGCCACAGGGGGUAUGUGUGUGACAGUGAUGUACACCAGGGCAUCGAUGCUGAGUAAAGGUCCGGAGAGGAUUGAAGUAUUAAUCUGUUAAUCAUUUGAUCUGUAAAAUUGGGAGAAAUCUCAAUCUGGCAGAACCCAAGUUAACAUCUUUAAGGAGUUUUUUUAAAUCCAACUAACAGUAUAAAACAUACAUGUUAUUACAUUUAUAAUGAUAUUAAACUAAGAAAAGCUGCAAAACUAAUUUCAGAAGCUGAAACUAGAAGUGUUUGGCAUUUUGGCAAGUCAUUUAUUUUCUGUUGAUAAAUGAAUCAACCAACCUUUCAAUUCUUAAUCCUUAGCAUCUUCAAGGAUAUUGUUUUGUUUACAAAAAGUCAAACAAAUGUGAUAUCCUCCUAAAUAUUGUGCUACUAAAGACCUUUAAAAUAACCUUUAUAUAUUUGUCUUUUGACAUCAUAUUUUUGACAAUCUAGAAGGAUAUGAUGAUGGUACAUAAAACCCUGACAAACCCCAGAAACACAUUCAUGAAAUCCUGAUAAAACCAAUGACAUUUUUAACUGAACAACAUGAAGAAACCACGUUUAUCAGUAGUAGCAGAAUGCCACAUGACAGUCACUGAUUACAGACUUAAGAAAAUAUUUUUGCCUGUAUUUCCAAACGUAUUCUAUAUUUCACAGAUUAUUUUUCAAACCUGCAGGCGUGCGUGGUGGUUUGUGAUUGUGUCUGGAGCGGAGCAGCGCUCAAGGCACACCGCUGGCAGCAGUGUUGCACUAUGUUUCAGAGAAGUCUUCCUAAGGGAGGAAGAGAGAGUUGGCAGCAGACGCAUUUUGACAGCGAGUUUAAAUAAGUUCAUUGGAAACAAAGUCUAGUAUCCAGGAGUUUUGCUGACUUUCAUUUGAAAUUGUACGCUUGUUUUAAGAAGAAAUGUCUGAUCUAAACCCGCUGUCCUCUGCUGAGUAUUCCCACUUUAAAUGCACUAUUUGUUUUUGAUACCGUAGGUGUGUGUUGACUGCUUGGACUCGGGCUGUGUGAGCUGCUUUGUUGCGGUCGACGAUAUAUAAAAACCGUCCUUAAAGAUUCCUGUAGAGUUUUGAGGAGUUGUAUGCUAGAAGGAACACGUACUUAAAGCAAUAAGUCAUUUAUGCAUCAUGUAUAUAACUUAGAUUUGUGUUUUUCUUCCUUUUUGAGGCGGAUCAAGUGUGUUUGAUUUGUAAUAUAUGUAAUCUAGGGUCAGUAACAAGAAGGCUACUAUAACCAAAAAGUGACGUGUGGUUUUUGAUAGUCUGCUUAUUUGGGAGGUGAUGCACUAGUCGGUGAUUAUUGUAUGGAACUUUUUAUUUUUAAAGUACAUAUGUACCCACUUUUUCCAGGAAGCUACCUUUUUUUAGGAUCUGUAAGAAUAUAUGAGAUUCAUCUUGAGGUAGAAGUAGGGAACACAGGCAGCUUGAGACUGAAGGCAGGAUCAGGGGAGGUUUUUAGAGGCAGGGAAACAUGAUGAGGAGUCGGAGUCUAACGGGAGCAACUCAGACCUAUCAUGGUCAUACUCUGGUGUGGAAACUAAGAAAAUAAUCAGGUGAAUAAUAGUGCCGCCGUCAUCUUUUUACACAGGUGUGUUCAGGCAGAAGGCUAAGCAAAUAUAGCUCACAUUUCCAAACGUUGAAAAUCAAAUGCUCUUCCCCUUCUGUCUGGACACACAAUCAUUUUCAAAGGUUAGAAAGCCUAACCACUGUUAGUUUACAUGAUAUUAACCCCAAACAAAUAAUCAAAUGUUGUCUAAAAAAGAAAAUUAGGAAUCCAGUGUUGAUCCGUCAAGAUUUAGAGACAGAAAUCUGAAAAAAUCCCGUCUCAGUUUGAAAGACGAGGCGAAAUCAUGCAGUGUAAUUACGCAUAAUAGUCCUAAAGAUAUAACCUGCUGGAGUUUUUGUUUUGAGAUAAUUGUUAUUUAUUUAUUUAUUUAAUCAAAUUUUGGAAAGGUUUUAUUUUUCUUUAUCCAAAUGUGGAACUGUUCUUUAACAACUGACCUGGUGUUAGAUUUUAGUUUGACUAACUUGACUCUCAAAUGUACGAAACGCUUCUCUAACACAAAUCAAGUGUUCAUGUAACAUCGUUUAAAAAAUGAAUCAUACAUGUUGAAUAAAUGAUGGAUGAUCCUGGA
Eleginops maclovinus (Patagonian blennie) is the source of this 7251-nucleotide messenger RNA. RefSeq names its product leucine zipper-EF-hand containing transmembrane protein 1 (gene letm1). Gene Ontology annotation, biological process: intracellular monoatomic cation homeostasis. Gene Ontology annotation, cellular component: mitochondrial inner membrane. Lineage: Eukaryota; Metazoa; Chordata; Actinopteri; Perciformes; Eleginopidae. The record is from RefSeq and is a predicted model, not a curated record. Gene Ontology annotation, molecular function: ribosome binding; calcium ion binding.